Stylonychia lemnae is the source of this 750-nucleotide messenger RNA. NCBI's taxonomy places the organism in Eukaryota, Ciliophora, Spirotrichea, Sporadotrichida, Oxytrichidae. The record is from the annotation of a GenBank genome assembly.
AUGUGGCAAAAAGAACUGAGAAUUAAUCCAGAUUCAGAUGAGGGGGAAGCUGAUGAAGAUGAAGAAGAGGAUGAUGAGGAAAUCAUUAAUAGAGUGGGUAAUAGAGACAAUUGGUACAAAAAGCAAGUUGAGUUCUGGAGUACCUAAGAAGCAAGCAUAAAUGGUGUAUUAACUGGGUAUGGUGACUGCCACCCAGCUGAUGCUGAAACUUCUAACAAUUUACUUGAUGGCUUUAAGAAGACUAUAGGAAUCUAAAGAGCUCUAGAUUGUGGAGCUGGCAUUGGUAGAGUGACCAAAUACAUAUUAGAAUCGAGAUUUGAGAAGAUUGAUCUGCUUGAUCCAACAAAAGAACUUCUAGCGAAGGCAAGAGACUUCAUUGGCUCAGAUAAAGUUGAUAAGAUAUAUUGCACAGGACUCUAAGACUUUGAAUUCGAAUAUUAGUAUGACUGCAUUUGGGUCUAGUGGGUUCUAUGCUACUUAACUGACAAAGACAUUAGAGUUUUCCUGAGAAAGUGUUCCUAGUACCUGAGAGAUGAGAACAGUUUGCUAAUUUGCAAGGAGAAUGUUCAUGACGAUAGUUUUUAUGUGGACAAAGAGGAUAACAGUGUGAUUAGAUCAGAUAAGCUAUUCCAGGAGAUAUUUGAAGAGGAAGGCUUUUGCAUAGUUAAGCAUUAGAUCUAACCUGGAUUUCCUGAUAACCUAUUCACAAUCAGUAUCUAUGCACUCAAAUACAUCAAAUUUGGAAAGUGA